CCGUCAAAAUCUCAGAUCCAAUUAGGAAAUCCGAUAAGAUCCUUCGAUGCCGCCUGAUAAAAUAGCCAUUAGUUAUAAUAUAUAUAAACGAGAUGACCUAUUUGAGAUCAUUCGUGUAGUGAUCGGGUCUGUGAAUUACUUAUAUAAAAUGAGAAUCGUGGUAUCAAUGACCUUACUUCUCUUCGAGGUCAUGACAGCGGCUCAUGCUGUGCCCUUAUCAGAAAAGCAAGACAGACCAAGCGAUGUGUAUGAAAUCCAAGAUGCUGGACAGAAGACAAGAUUCAUAGCGCCGAAGCCGGAGAAACCCACGUUGCGAGAGAUAGUGUACUACCAUCUGAUAGAGAAGCCUUAUGAAGAUGCUAAAGUGGAGAGAAAAUCGGAGCCAGCUGAAAUCGAAAUGGAUGAGAGUCUGCGACCCUUCACCAACGGCCAUGGUUAUCAAUUCGCAGAUUAUGGUCUUCACGAAACGGAAACUCACGAGGAGUCUGCAUCUGAAUCUGAACAUGCAAGUGAUGAAAAUGCAGUAGAGGUCAGUGAGGCAGCAGCCGACAUGCCCGUUUCUGAAGAGAAACGUGAAAUAGCGUCGGAUGUUACGGUCAUUACAGAGUCACCAAUCACUACGGCUUUAGAUGAGAAAGAAAACAAGAUCAGACAAAGGCAAUUUUUAUUCGAUCGAUUAAGGGAAAGGUACAUUGCGAGUAUGAUGAAAACCAGUACAACCAAAGAACCAGAAAUAAUAAGUAAAAAUGAAGCGAUCGUCAGUUCUACCGAUGCUCCCGCAAUCGUGAAUUUAACGGAGAAAGAAGAGAUAAGCAAUACAGCUUCACUUUUGCCUGAAUCUGAUCCAGUUGAAAGAGUUAAAAGGAGUCUUAAUUACCAGGACAUUCCUAUAGCACCAACGCUGCCACCCAUCGACUACAACAACUAUCCUGGUCUACGAGUCUUUAGAGAACCGGCUGACGGAACAGAUAACCAGGAUUCAAAGUUCAAAAUGAAUGAUAUUUUCGCCACAUCAAAACCUAAUGAUGAUGAUGUUAAUAAUAAAACAGAAAGCAGACUGAAGAGUGAUAGUGAUGAUGAUACUGCUUUUAUACCACAGAGCGCUGUGAAAACUUACGGCAUGAAUCUGUCUGAUGAUCAUGGAUAUGUUUGGAAUAAUAUGUUCCGACCCAUUAAUUACCAAGUUGGGGCACCAUUGACACUACACGAAGACAACCAAGAUGUUGUAACUUCUACACCACAAAUUGAUGAAUCAUCAACAGAAGGUAUAUUAACAUCAUCUGAAGAAACGAUACAUUCAACUGGUGAAAUUUCAACACCUAAUGAUGAAAUAUUAAAAGUAACUGAAGAAAAUUUUACACCUAAUGAAGAAAUGGUAACGCCUACUGAAGGAAUAUUACCAUCGUCUGGAGAAGAAUUGCUUUCAGCUGAAGAAGGUUUAACACCCUCUGAUGAAAUUUUAACACGCAUUGAAGAUAUAUUCAAACCUACUGAAAUAAUUUUAAAACCGACUGAAGAAAUAUUAACUUCUAGUGAUGAAAUAUUUACAUCAACUGAAAGUAUAUUAACAUCUUCCGAAGGUAUAUUAACUUCGUCUGAAGGUAUAGUAACAUCGAAAGAGGAAAUAUUAACACCAACUGAAGAAAUAUUAACAUCUAGUGAUGAAAUUUUAUCUUCAACUGAUAAAAUAUUCACAUCGACUGAAGGUACAGAAACAUCGUCUGAACUUAUAGAAACAUCAGCUGAAGGUAUAGAAACAUCAUCUGAAGGAACAUUAACAUCAACUGAAGACAUUGCAACAUCAAAAGAAGAUUUAACACCAAUUGAAGAAACUUCAAAAUCUGGUGAUGAAAUAUUAACAUCAACUGAAAGCGUAGAAACAUCAACUGUAGAAAUAUUUGCACCAAUUGAAGAAACUUCAAAAUCUGGUGAAGAAAUACUAACAUCAUCUGAAGGUAUAGAAAGAUCAACUGUAGAAAUAUUUGCACCGAUUGAAGAAACUUCAAAAUCUGGUGAAGAAAUAUUAACAUCAACUGAAGGCGUAGAAACAUCAACUGUAGAAAUAUUUGCACCGAUUGAAGAAACUUCAACAACUAGUGACGAAAUAUUAACAUCAACUGAAGAAAUAGAAAUUCAAGAACCUACAACUGCCGAAAAUAAUCCUGAGGGCUUAGAUGAUAUCUACGUUGAUACAAAUAAAGGAGAAACUAGUACUGCUAAAGCCCUAGAGGACAGUAACGCCGAUUCGGAAGAAGACCAAAAUACUACAGAACAACCGGAUGAUGUGAGCGAAAAGGGUGAACCUACAAGUGUCAUGAAAGAAGAUACUGAGAAAAGUAUUGAUGACCCAGAAAAGGGAAGUGAUGUUGACAAUGAGAACAUAGCUUCAAAAUCUAUGCUGAAACACAAUAAAAGGCCAAGCAAAGAUAAACCAGUUGAAGAAAAAGAGGAUUUAUACGAGAAACUGAUCAAGAGCGAACAAUUCUGGAAAUGGCUGGCUCAUUGGACUUCUAAUUAUAUGGAAGUUAUUUCUCAACGUGUCAAAGAAAUGGUCAAGCAGGAAGUCGCAAAAGAAAUUAAGAAGUAUGAGAACACCAACCAUGACAUUCAUGUUAACCAAACUAAAGAAGAGAACAAGAUUAACGAAACAGAAAAUAAGGAACCGGUUAUUAAAAACAACACCAUAAUUAUAGAUGGCAACGAGAUACCAAUAACUAAUACUUCAAACUUAGAAGGUAAUGUAAUAUUAAAUGAAGAUUUCAGUAGAAAACAUAGAGACAGAGACGAUAAGCCGAAUCAUCAUAAAUCAAAUGUGACAAAACUAGAAAACAAUAAACUAAAUACUACUAAACUAGAAAGUUAUAAAUUGAAUGAAACUAAAUUUGAAAUUGAUAAAACUGUCAAUAAAGUAGUGCAGCCUAAUGUAACUAAAACUGAAGAAAAUCACAAUAACGUCAAAGCUAAUAAUAUAUACGGAAGUUCAACUGGUAACGACCAUGUGACUAAUAUAUUCAUUUUCUACCCAAAAACUGAAGCUGGAAAAAUUAUUGAUAGCUUGAAACCGUAUUUGAAUGAUUCUAACAUUGGGAUAGAAAAUGACGUUAAAGAUCAAAAUGAGAACGAAAAAAAGGAUGAAGAAACAACAACCAGUAUUAUUAUUCCAGUAAAUAACGCAGAAAAACCUGAUGAGAAUGACAAAGAUAAUACUGAAGAUAAUGAAAAUACCACAGAAACUGAUAAAGGACCAAUUUCAAAUAGUAGUGAACAUAUCGCAACCGACGUCGUGGACGCGGAUUCACAUACCGAAGAAUCUGUUAUAGAUGAAGAGAAAAACGCAAAUGAGGGACUGGAUAAUGAAGAAAUUACUAGCAGUACAACAGAAAUACCAAAAUCUGCAGAGGCCGAGGGAACGAAUUCAGAAUCUGAGCCAAAUAAUGAUGACAAUGCAAGUGAGAGUUUUGAAUUACCAACUAGUACUGAAACGAACAGUAAUAUUUCAGAAAUUUCUAGUCCAGCGCCACCUGACAUAAGCAAUGAAGAAAAUGUACAAUCUACAAUUUCAUCUGCUGAUUCAACUACAUCAGUAUCUAAUGAGGACUUUAUAGCAUUAUAAAAAAAAUACCUACUGUAUUUAGUUAUGAAAUAUGUGUAAGUAAAGAAUUCUUAUUGUAAGACAGAUAACUUUUUAUUAAAUGCUUUUACAUUCAGUUUUAUAUGGUGAGAGAGCUUGUCUUAAAUAUUUUUUAUUUUUUUAUUUUUGAAAACUUUUUAUUGUUAAAAAUACAGAUUUGCUAGAAACUUAAAACGAUUCGGUUUGCUUCAAAAAAGAAUUACUAAUGAUUUAAAAGAAAAAAAUAAUCAAGAAAUUCUUCAUAUACUCGUAUCGCUUAAAAUAAUUUAAAGGGUAACUAUAAGAAAAGGUUUUAACUAGCAUUGCAUUUUAAUUUGAUAUGCCCGUGAUAAUUGUAUUGUAUAGAGUGCCAUUAAUAUAAUUAUUAAUAUUAAAUUAUAACAAU
Amyelois transitella is the source of this 4016-nucleotide messenger RNA. RefSeq lists its product as uncharacterized. The coding region runs from base 47 to 3613 and encodes 1188 amino acids. The record is from RefSeq and is a predicted model, not a curated record. The transcript has 16 exons. NCBI's taxonomy places the organism in Eukaryota, Metazoa, Arthropoda, Insecta, Lepidoptera, Pyralidae.